AUGAAGCUGACCAUCUUCGCACUCAGUCCCUCUCUCCUCGGCGCUUCUGCGUACCCAGCAGCAGCAGACUCAGGCCUCGUCGGCUUCGCCAAAGACAACCCUGUAGGCGCAACAACAGGCGGCGCAGGCGGCGAAACCGUAAUCGUGUCCACGCCCUCAGCCCUUAAAUCUGCCGCAACAGACGCAACGCCUCGCAUCAUAUUCCUUUCCGGCAAUUUCACUUUGACAUCUCGCCUUUCCAUCGGCCCUGACAAAUCCCUAAUCGGCACCGGCACCGGCGCAAACAUCCUCUCGAACGGCUUCAACAUCAAGUCCGUCUCGAACGUCAUCAUCCGCAACCUCGGCAUACGAGGCGAUAUCGGCAACGACGGUAUUACAAUACAAAAUAGCACUCGAGUCUGGAUUGAUCACAAUGAGUUUGAGAGCGGUGGGUUCCCCGCGAGUGGCCCGGACAACGACAACGAGGUGCUCGUCGAAGGGAACGUUUUUAGCGGGAAUACAGCCGAGGCGCUGUCGACAUACGGACUAGUCAUCCCGAACGAUAGCCCAAACACAAGCCCUGAUGGCGAUUCCGAGCUCGAUGGGUUCGCAAAUUUGGGUGCGAAAAACGAUUGGGGCCCUGCAAGCGUCAACAUCACGAGGACAGGUGCUUUUACCGAGGCGCCGUAUGCGUACACUCUCACUGCGUUAGGCGACGUGAAAAAUGCGGUCAAGGCUGGUGCCGGGCUCGGUAAGAUCUAG
Didymosphaeria variabile is the source of this 741-nucleotide messenger RNA. RefSeq lists its product as uncharacterized. Gene Ontology annotation, molecular function: pectate lyase activity. The record is from RefSeq and is a predicted model, not a curated record. Lineage: Eukaryota; Fungi; Ascomycota; Dothideomycetes; Pleosporales; Didymosphaeriaceae. Bases 1 to 741 code for a protein of 246 amino acids. The transcript has 3 exons.